Ipomoea nil (Japanese morning glory) is the source of this 1331-nucleotide messenger RNA. Its product is annotated as protein SRG1-like. The coding region runs from base 27 to 1115 and encodes 362 amino acids. The transcript is spliced from 4 exons. The record is from RefSeq and is a predicted model, not a curated record. Lineage: Eukaryota; Viridiplantae; Streptophyta; Magnoliopsida; Solanales; Convolvulaceae.
UUUAUAUUGUGACAGUAAAAAGAUCCAUGGAGACCGGCGUGAAAACUGAUACGCAGAGGCUGGGGGCGUCUCUCCCUGUGCCUAGCGUCCAGCAGAUGGCGAAGGAGAACCCCGCCGUGAUUCCAAGCCGUUAUGUACGCGAGGGUGGGAAGGGAGAAUCUCCGGCACCGGCCGAGCCAUGUUCCGCCUCCGAUGUGCCGGUGAUUGACCUACAAAAGUUGCUCUCUGAGGAGUGGGGAGAUUCGGAACUUCAGAAGUUGCACUUUGCCUGCAAAGAUUGGGGUUUCUUUCAGCUAAUAAAUCAUGGAGUUGAGUCUUCACUGAUUGAGAAAGCAAAACAUGAGGUUCAAAAUCUCUUUAAUCUGCCAUUGGAAGAAAAGAAGAAGUAUGAGAAGGUGGCAGGGGAAGCACAAGGAUUUGGUCAACUCUUUGUUGUAUCUGAAGAGCAGAAGCUUGAUUGGGCAGAUCUGUUUUACCUAAGAACCCUACCACCCCAUAUAAGAUCACCUCACCUUUUUCCUAUACUACCAGAGGUUUUCAGGGAUACUGUGGAAGCAUACUCAUUAGAAGUGCAUAAGCUUGCCAUGAAGGUUCUAAGUCUUGUAGCACAAAAUUUGGGAAUAGAACUCGAAGAAAUGAGAAUGGUUUUCGAAGAAGGAAUGCAGUCAAUUAGGAUGAACUAUUAUCCACCAUGUCCUCAACCAGAGCUUGUUAUGGGUCUUAGCCCACACUCUGAUCCAGGUGGCUUAACUAUACUCCUUCAAGUGAAUGAAACAAAUGGUCUUGAGAUUAAAAAGGAUGGAGUUUGGAUUCCCAUUGUGCCACUUCCAAAUGCCUUCAUUGUUAAUGUUGGGGAUUCUCUAGAGAUAUUUACAAAUGGAGCUUAUCGCAGCAUUGAACAUAGAGGAAUAGUAAGUAGAGACAAGGAGAGGAUAUCUAUUGCAACAUUUCUGAGCCCAAGGUUGGAUGGUGAGUUAGGUCCAGCUAUCAGCCUUAUCACCCCACAAAACCCACCAAAAUUCAAGAGAGUUACUGUGACUGAGUUUUUUCGUUUGUUUUUUGGACGAAAGCUUGAUGGGAAAUCACAAGUGGAUGCCUUUAGAUUGGUCAAUUAAUGACUAUGAUGAGAAGUACAAUUAAUAAUGUUAUUACUUUUUACUUUAAUUUGUCUUUUUCAUGGAAACAUGGACUACAUGUGGAAACAUAUAUAAGGAUAAAAACAUUGUUUUCAUGCAUGUAGUCCAAGACUCUGCAAUAAUUGUGGCGGAUUGGCAACCAAAACCUUAAAUAAUGUAUCUGCAUUUCCUCUAAAUUUUAUUUUCUUUCCCAUU